ACGGAUAUGACAGCAAGAUGAAUAGGACGAGCGAAUUGUUUUGAAGGCGACCGACAAGUAUAAAGUGCUCAUUCAGACCGUGACAUGGCCAGUCUUCAUUUAAGGACCAUCCGUGCUAUAUAUAAAGGGAAAAUGUCAUCCGAAGCAUAUAUUUAACUUUUCGUUUUGUUGUGUCUUUUUGCAUUUUAUUCAUUGCUUCGAAUUUGGAUACGGAGUUCAAGAUGGAGUUACGUCAAUGGAUACUCGCUUUCGAAGUCUUGCUCGGAUUAGCUUUACAAGUCAUGUCAGACGCAUCUCCGGCCAAGAUUAUUGUUCCGCCCAAAGACAUGAAAGUGAUCGAAAAUGGAGUCGCCAUAUUCUAUUGCUUCACAACCGGAAAUCCCACACCGGAGGUCACCUGGCUCAAAAACGGCAAAGUGAUAGCAGCUGGAAAAAGACGCUAUAACAUUCUCAAUUUAAAAGGGGGGUCUUUACUGAGAAUGAGUCGGAUUUCGGCAAAGAAGGACACCAUAUUGAUAACUUGUGACGUCGGCAAUGGCGUCGGUCAGGGAGAAAGUGCCUCAGCAACAGUGCAUAUUUAUAAGACAGAAACAGAGCCUGAUGGUUUCCCCUUUAUCACAACACAGCCCAACUUCCGCGUGGUGGAGACUGGUCGACCGGUGGUCAUGACUUGUAGCGCUGCAGGAGACCCGGCGCCCACAGUGCGAUGGUUGAAGGAAUGGCAGCCAGUCGACAUGGAAGAACCGAGGUUUUCACUGUCUCCGUCCGGUAAUGGUUCUUUACGAAUCGAGCGCGCAAAAUCAUCAGACAGUGGAAAAUAUGAAUGUGUGGCGGAAAAUAGCGUGGGCACUGACUAUUCUUACAGUGCCAACCUCCACGUAAGAGGUGAGUCUAUCAGCGUCGACACAGACAUAGUUCGAAAGGUCUACCCCUACAUAUCAAGUUCACCGCCUGCCGAGAUGACAGUCGAAUACGGCGAUACUCUCAACUUGACUUGCAUAGCAUUCGGUAACCCUGAACCCAAAGUGUUCUGGGUCAGCGAAUUCAAAACUGUCUCAGCCAAUGACAAUGUUCCCUUCGGGAAGAAUAGUCUGAUCAUAGUAAGUAUGAGGAAGACGGGGAACUACACGUGUGUGGCCAUCUCGGAGCUUGGAACGACGCAGUAUACGACACAUAUCAAGGUCAAAGAUGCUGGAGUACGUCCUGUAUUCACCAUCAUCCCUCAAGACCAAGUGGUCGACGAAGGAGGGUCGCUGGUCCUAGAUUGUGAAGCGAAAGGGCGCCCCCAGCCGAACGUCGUGUGGAUAAAGAAUAACGACCAAAUCACUACCAAGGGAGACUCGUCGAAUGGCCGCAGUACGCUGUCCCUGACCAAUAUUACAGAGGCGGCGAACUACACUUGUGUGGCUGGGUCUCCGCUCGGGAUGGUCAGUGUUACGGCUGCAGUUAUAAUCAGGCAACAAGGUCCCGCGGAAAUCAUCAAGGACGACAUAGACAGUAUAAAGGGACUUCGUAAAAAAUCGACCACCUCAUCAUCUGUUACGCUUUCAUGGUGGCCACCGAUUCGCCCGGGCGUUUCCAGUUAUAUGGUAACAUGGGUUGAAGGAAAAGAUCCCAACAUUUCGGAUAUUACGACCAAUUUUACGCUCGGGACCAUAACAUUUCCGCCCGUUCCCGACCAGACCAACGCCUCCGUGGUGACCGUGCCCGACCUGUUGGCAGCAACGACAUACACAUUUUCCGUGACGGCCAUGUUCAAUGACGGAUCGACUUCCUCCAGUUCUGUUGUAUCAACAACAAGGAUAGAAGCUCCAGCUCUUUCUGGCGUUCCGCAAGUGUUAUCAACAGAACAGAGGACGAUUUGUACAAUCCACUUGGACUUGGCUCAAUUUAUCGUCCAAAUGCAGCCGGAGUACACCUACCAUUUACUGGUUGUCGUGCCGUUGGAGCGGCCCUCCCUGGACCCAGAUGAGAUACAACUCGAAAAUAUGACAAUGGCAGGGACCCCAGACUCCGCCUAUAUUACUGCUGAAUUCGGCGAUAAGAUACCAGACAAGUUCAUCCUAGGUGACGGAAAAGUAUAUGGCAACUAUGUCAAUAGACAACUUCUGCCUGAUAAAAAAUAUAGAAUAUUUCUUCGGGUAUAUACCAUCGAUCCGAAAACAUCAGAGACUGUACAUACAUCAACGCCAUAUUCCGAUGUUUUACACGGAGAUAAAUGUAUACGAAAUGGUAUCCUAAAGACGAGUACACAACCCCGACAGUACAGUGGUGGUCAUUGUGGUCGCUGUGGUGCAACAGCUUUAGUGCCGAGUGGCAUUCUCCUGGCUUUAAUUCUUCUGAGAGCAUUUUCAAAGCCUUGGUGAACCCAAAGAAGGCUCCAUUGUGGUGCUUCACUGACAAGUUUUUUCGGGAUCCUCAGUCAUUCCAAGACUUCUAACGAUUCAAAGUACAUGUACUCUAUAUAUGGACAAAAGACUGCCACAGCAAAGACCAGGAAUCGACCAAGUGAUUGGUGGCCUCAGUUAUAAAUCUCAAAAGGAUUCAUUUUGGAAAUAGAUCUGGCCGCCUUCUCCAUACAGGUGCCCAUUUUCUUUAUCAGUUAAGAUAUGGGUUGGAGAACUAGGCACUAAUUGUUGGACUCCGCACGAUGAGACAACAUAAAAAACUGCCAGUUGUGGUCCUAACUGUCUUCAGCAAGAGCAGAAUGGCAAUUCAGGUCAGGAUGACAGAUUUUGGGAGGCACGAUUACCUAUAAACUCUUCUGAAAAUGAGACAUAAAAAUUUAUAUUCUACUGAAAUUCAGCAUUUGGUUAUGUUGGAUCGAAGAUGUAUUGUAAUGACUUCCAAACAUGCCAUAUUCUAAAGCAUCACUUUACCGUUGUCAAUAUGGCGAUAGGUCAUAUGGCCUGAUGUCUCUCAUUGGAUAAAGAAUAGAUAAAGAUACUAGCGAAAAUUCACAGGAAUAAAAAAUGUACAUAUGUAUUAAAACACCACAAAAAAGAAACAACGCAUUGUCCGUAUUGUCAAUGAUCAUCCCAAGGUCCAAAAUCUCCCAUUGAUAGGAUUUUAUUGAUUCAGCUAAAACGGGAUUUUUUGGUACCAAGAAGGCUUCAUGAAAUUAACUUGUUGAUCAAAAACUUGAAAGUCAGAUGAUGUUGAUCAGAAACUUGAAAGUCAGAUGAUGGAAUUGGACAAUUAGCAAUAAAUGCAGGUUUUAAGAACUUCGUCAUAGAUGAAUGUAUUCUCGUCACCAAACCAUAAGAGGGCAUUGCUGGUACUGGCCAGUUCUGGUACACGCAACCAUCAAGAUUAUAGCCAUUAUGAAAACGGUGGACGAAGCUCCGAGCCACGCAUGUCCGCUGCAGGGUAAGAUUGAAGACUCGAAAAUUCGGAAGAUAUCUUAUGUAUCAAACUUAGGUAUAAUAACUCUUAUAUGUCCCAUACAUAAUGUACAAUUAUGGAAAAGCGUUUUACUUAAACUGCAUGCCUUUCAAAAUGUAGGUUUAGCUUUAAAGUGUAUGUACUUUCCUUUGACAAGGCAGUCUUUUGAUAUACAAAUGUACUAGUAUCCAAUAUUUGAAGAAUGGAAAUUUUGACCAGGGACCACAAAUCGAGCUAAUGAGAAUCAAGUUACUUAAUGGAGUCUAAUUCAUACAUAUGAAGUACCAAACUGAUGCCAUUUAUCAUGUUCAUUACUUCUGUUCGGGAUACAGAAGGAUGUCAUGGCAGAUCUGUAUCAUAGAACCACAGUUUGCUUUAACAUGAAAAAUAAGCAAAGAGAGGACGGAAGAGGCGGAUGCUGGACCGUUACACAUGAUGCUAUUAAGCAAAUAGAAAACACGGAAAGUCAUGUCUUUUGGCUUCACUAGAAUAUAGUGUGCAUGUUAUGAGGGGACGGAUGCAUUUUUAGGGAUGGCCCAAAGAAUUGUUGGGAUUUUCAGGAUAGACACCCUAUUUUCUGUGCAAUUCGGAAGAAUUGGAAGUGCCAGAAAAUGAUGUGUCGAGAUGAUAUGCGCUGGAAUAGCCUGUCGGGAAUCGAUCGGUACGAGGCUUUUUUUAUGGGACGUCGGACAAGUACCCGCUUCCCUUGUAACCUUCUUAGAUGUACUGUAGAAUCUCAUUGUUGCCAUAAAAAAUAUUGAAUGUGUAAAUUUCGUAUGAGUGACCCAUCAAAUAGGGAAUUAAGAUAUUGUAAAUUAAUAAAAAAAAUAAUAUAU
Lineus longissimus is the source of this 4220-nucleotide messenger RNA. Its product is annotated as tyrosine-protein phosphatase Lar-like. Bases 222 to 2366 code for a protein of 714 amino acids. NCBI's taxonomy places the organism in Eukaryota, Metazoa, Nemertea, Pilidiophora, Heteronemertea, Lineidae. Gene Ontology annotation, molecular function: cell-cell adhesion mediator activity. The transcript has 12 exons. Gene Ontology annotation, biological process: dendrite self-avoidance; axon guidance; homophilic cell-cell adhesion. The record is from RefSeq and is a predicted model, not a curated record. Gene Ontology annotation, cellular component: axon; plasma membrane.